Molecule: messenger RNA, 1369 nt
Organism: Carassius auratus (goldfish)
Lineage: Eukaryota; Metazoa; Chordata; Actinopteri; Cypriniformes; Cyprinidae
Product: taste receptor type 1 member 1-like
Exons: 4
Coding region: 1-1356 (451 amino acids)
Biological process (GO): G protein-coupled receptor signaling pathway
Cellular component (GO): plasma membrane
Molecular function (GO): G protein-coupled receptor activity
Source: RefSeq, a predicted model, not a curated record
AUGAGGUUUGCUAUUGAGGAGAUUAACAACUCCACAACUCUUCUGCCCAAUGUUUCUCUGGGAUAUGAGAUUUUUGACCACUGUACUGACACAAAAAACUUACCUUCAGUCUUUAGUUUCAUCUCGAAGAAUGGCUCAAUAAAACCUAAAGAGAAACUCAACAACUAUCAGCCUAAAGUGAUUGCCUUAACAGGGCCAUAUGGAAGCACACGCACUAUUACUAUUGCACCAUUAAUAACAAUGGACAGUAUACCAUUGGUGAAUUAUGGCGCUUCUAGCUAUGCAUUAAGCAAUAAGCUUCAGUAUCCUUCCUUUAUAAGAACAAUUCCUAGCAACAAAAACCUGAUAGAGAUGAUUAUCCACAUUAUACAGUGGUUUGGAUGGAACUGGGUCGCCUUUCUUGGUAGCCAAGAUGAUUACAGUUCAGAUGGACUAAAACUGUUUAACAAUUACAUCAGCAAUACUGGCAUUUGUUUGGCCUAUCAAGAGGCUUUUAGCCAAAAGACAAACUACAGUCUAACACUUAAAAAGAUUGAUAUGCUUAACAUCAAAGUUGUUGUUGUUUUUGCUGUUCCACAAUAUGCAAGCAACAUUAUCAAAACUGCCAUAGCAAACAACAUCCAAGACAAAGUAUGGAUUGCGAGUGAAACCUGGGCUAUGAACCAGCAGCUUCCAAGAGAGCCAGGAAUUGGGAAAAUUGGCACAGUCAUUGGCAUUACAGAGAGAUUGUUGACAUUACCUGGAUUUGAUAAGUUCAUCUAUAAAGAAAGAGAAAUAAUUAAAGCUUAUAGCAAUGUCAGUGACAUCCAGUGUGAGAGUAAGACAUGUAAUCAAGACUGUGAUUACUGCACAUCAUUGAGCGCAGAGGAGAUUAUAAAUGAAAAUCCCACAUUCUCUUUUGCCAUUUAUGCUGCCAUAUAUACCAUAGCACAUGCAUUACAUAAUGUUUUGCAGUGUAACAUGAAUGAAUGCCACAAAAACAUAACAGUUAGGCCAUACAUGCUUCUGGAACCAAUUAAGAAGUUGGAUUUCUCACUUAAUGGCCGUCAGGUAAAAUAUGAUGAUAAUGGUGAUCCAACCAUCAGUUUUGCGGUUGUACUUUGGAAUACUGAAACAAAUCCUCCACGUUUUGAAAUGGUGGGCACGUAUGAUACAUAUCCAGAAAUGACUUUUACUAUCAACAACUCUCGCUUUCCCUGGCAUAACAGUGGUUCUGUUCCAUUCUCAAACUGCUCUGUGGAGUGCAAAGAGGGUUUUUCGAGGAAACAUGAUGGAUAUCAUAGUUGCUGUUUUCUGUGUAUAAAGUGUCCACGGAACAGCUAUGUGAAUUAUUCAUGUGAGUAUUUAAAGCAAUAGAUGACAAAACAGG